CCCGUAUUGGAGUGAAUGAUCAGUUGGAUGCGAAGUGUGGAUAUUAACAGGAGAGCAGUGCAGAUAUGAUGCUAGCAGGCAGCGGGCGCUGCGAGGGGGGCUCGGUAAUAAGGAUACCGCAUGGAUGUGGGAUGAUCAAGGUCGGUGCUGCUCAUCGUCAGCACGCCAGCAUCCGGCCACACGGAGACAUACGCGCUUUAUUUACUGCGGCCAUUAAAUCGGAAAUCUGCCUCGUCUGAUACCUGCUGGCGGAAAGGCAAAGCCAUACUAGCGUCUUUAAGUGCCCAGGCAAUCCACCCAAACCCCCCUCCUGGCAACAAUGUCGCUGUAUCCAUCUUUAGAAGACAUGAAGGUGGAUAAGUUCAUGCAGGCGCAGAGCUCUUACGCGUCGGUCACGGCGAAGCAGGCGGCUCUCUCUGAAGCGGGUCAGACCUCCGGGGAAAACGCCAGCGGCCUCUACCCCAGACUGUACCCCGAGCUCAGCGACUUUAUGGGCCUAAACCUCGCUGAGGAUGCCCUUCGGCAGGCUCUCUCCUCCCUGCCAGCUGCAGACUGCUCCGGGGUUGCUACGAGGCCAUCUGCUCUCAGCUGCAUGACUGCCCCAGUAACGGGAAAUGACUGCGGCCUCCGCAGGGCCGAGAUCAAGCAGGGCGUCCGCGAGCUUAUCCUGUGCAAAGACAUGGACGGCAAGAUCGGGCUGCGCUUGAAAUCUGUGGACAACGGUGUGUUCGUCCAGCUGGUGCAGGCCAACACCGCAGCUGCCCUGGGCGGGCUGCGUUUCGGGGACCAGGUGCUGCAGAUCAACGGGGAGAACUGUGCUGGCUGGAGCACGGAUAAGGCCCACAAGGCGCUGAAGAGCGCCGCAGCUGAGAGGAUAGCGCUCGUGGUCCGGGACAGGCCAUUUGAGCGCACCAUCACCCUGCACAAGGACACCGGCGGCCAGCUGGGAUUCAUAUUCAAGAAGGGCAAGGUGACCUUCAUCGUGAAGGACAGCUCCGCCGCCCGCAAUGGGCUCCUCACUGAGCACCACAUCUGCGAGGUCAACGGCCAAAACGUCAUCGGGCUGAAGGACCCACAGAUUUCUGACAUACUGAACACCAGUGGAAAUGUGGUCACCAUAACCAUCAUGCCUGCCAUUAUCUUUGAACACAUGAUGAAGAAGAUGUCCUCCAGCAUUGUAAAGAGCCUGAUGGACCACUCCAUCCCAGAGGUGUGAAUAUGCAGCCCCCCCCCCAGCUCUGCUGCUUUCUGCCUAAAGACAGCUGACAGGUCACAUGAUCACCACGUGAGAGCUUUCGCCCUAGUUUCACAGAAGCUCUCCUGCAGCUCUUCUGAAGGCAUCGUGGACCCGAAUCCACACACCUUACCUAACGCUUGUAUGUAUUUCGCUCUUUCAGUGGCUGUGUACAUUAAAAAAGAAAAGAAAAACAUAAUGUGUGGUGUUUACGUGCUGCAUCUUCAUUUAUUUAUUCAUUAAAGAGUGAAGAACUCAUUACCAUUUCGAAAUAACGCACCUUUUAAGAGAUAUUGUUUUUAUUUCAUUAAUGAAUUUAAACUGUGACUUUCAUAAAAGUUGGUUUAUGAAACAUGAACCUGGUUAAGAUGUGAAUGCAUGUCAUAUUCGGGUUAACCGGCCCGUAUCUCAAGAACUUAAAGCCAUUUAUAGAAGCCUUGCUGUUUUGUUGAUGUCAUUUUGUAAAUAUUUAGGUGAACUUUGAGCACAAGAUUCCAGGAAUAUGACGGAGAUGUUGGAGACGUCUGAUGUUCACUUACUUGUGGAUCUCUUUCUCCGAUUUGGUAAUUUAAUUCAGAAAUACAACUCUGGGCUAUUUAACUAUAUUGAUUUUGUUAAAAAAAACAUAGUUAACAACCUUCCAUGUACUCUAAAUGAGAUGGAUGAAAUCAUUAAAGUCAGAUGUUUCUGAGAAAACAA
This is a messenger RNA of Brienomyrus brachyistius, 1933 nucleotides long. Its product is annotated as syndecan binding protein (syntenin). Gene Ontology annotation, cellular component: plasma membrane; cytoplasm. The record is from RefSeq and is a predicted model, not a curated record. The coding region runs from base 320 to 1216 and encodes 298 amino acids. Lineage: Eukaryota; Metazoa; Chordata; Actinopteri; Osteoglossiformes; Mormyridae. Gene Ontology annotation, molecular function: protein binding. The transcript has 9 exons.